AUGGCUUCCAACCGUCACGUUCUUGUGCUCGGAGGCAAUGGAAAGAUUAGCAGGCUUCUCACAGUCAUCCUGCUGAAGAAGUCCUGGACUGUGACGAGUCUGAUCCGUAACCCUGACCAGAUCGAUGACCUGAAGAAGAUCUCGGAGGGCUUACCGGGAGACCACAAGAUCCUGGUCCAUGAUCUCAUCAAAGUUGAUAGUCAGGAGAAGGCCGCGGCUAUUCUUGACGAAGUGAAGCCGGACUCUGUCGUAUUCAGCGCUGGCCCUGGAAGGGGAACUGAUCAAGACACGAUCAUCCGCAUCGAUCGUGAUGCUGCAAUCUUCUUCGUCAAGGCCUCGGUCGCCAACAAGUCAGUCAGUCAUCAUGUCCAGGUCUCCUACUUGGGCGCUCGACGCGAGCAAGCUCCCUGGUGGACUGCCGAAGACUGGGAAGGCUGGAAGAAGGUCAACUCAACCUUCCUGGGUCCUUACUAUGAGCCCAAGACCGCCGCUGAUGAAGCUCUUGUUACUGAAGCCAGAAAGAGAGACGGCUUGACCGCUGUAUCGGUCCGCCCUGGCGGUCUCACCGACAAGGACGAAGGGGGAGUGCUCUUGGGACAGACGAAGCAGGCCAGAGGCAUGACCACUCGGGCGUCAACAGCGAGAGUCAUGGCCUUGGUGUUGGAGAAAGAGGGUGUGAAGGGGCAUUGGUUGGAUGUUCUCGACGGUGAGGAAGAUGCAGCGGCUGCAGUCGAUCGUUACGUUCGUGAUGAGACGGAGUGUGCUGAAGGAGAGCCGGUCCUGAAGAACUAA
This is a messenger RNA of Fusarium fujikuroi IMI 58289, 792 nucleotides long. RefSeq lists its product as uncharacterized. The record is from RefSeq and is a predicted model, not a curated record. NCBI's taxonomy places the organism in Eukaryota, Fungi, Ascomycota, Sordariomycetes, Hypocreales, Nectriaceae. The transcript has 3 exons. Bases 1 to 792 code for a protein of 263 amino acids.